UGCUGGGGAGGGCUAGUUGUGUUAACUGCCUUAACAUUCAUGGUUUAUCAGAUUAUGAGUCACCUGCAGUGCUACUGUCAACAAGAACCAAAGGUUGAUAUUCCUCCAGGCACGCAAGGAUUACCGUUGAUCGGCGAGACCUUACACUUCAUGGCUUCCAUUAACAGUGGCAAAGGGUUUUACGAGUUUGUCAGACUGCGCCGUCUCCGAUACGGGAAAUGCUUCAGGACCAACAUAUUUGGGGGGACGCAUGUCUUUAUAUCGAGCACGGAGUCAGGCAAGGCAAUUCUAAACAAUGACUUGGGAAAAUUCGGAAAGAGAUAUAUAAAGUCUAUUGCGGAGCUAGUGGGAAAUCAAAGCUUGCUGUGUGCUUCACAGCAACACCACAAACUACUUCGUGGCCAUCUGGGCAGUUUGUUCUCUACUAAUUCUCUUUCGGUGUUCAUCAAACAGUUUGAUCAGCUCAUUGUCGAAGCUCUAAAAUGCUGGGAACAUCAAAGCACUGUGGUUAUACAAGUUGAAGCACUGAAGAUAACUGGCAAAGCAAUGUGUAAGAUGUUGUUAAGCAUGGAAAGUGGAUACGAGUUGGAGGUGUUGCAGAAGGAGGUAGCUCAUGUUUGUGAAGCUAUGCUAGCAUUUCCUUUAAGGUUGCCUGGGACUAGAUUUUACAAGGGCCUUCAGGGGAGGAAGAAAAUCAUGAGCAUAAUUGAUCAAGCAAUGAGAGAAAGGAGAAGAAGAGGGUUAAAAGCUAAUGAAGAUGAUCAUCUACAACAAAUUUUGAGAGAUGAAGCAGACGGCCAUGGGCUAACAGAUGAAGAGGUCAGAGACAAUAUAUUAACCAUGGUAAUUGCAGGUCAGGAUACCACAGCCACUGCAAUGACCUGGAUGGUGAAAUUCUUGGGUGAAAAUCCAGAGGUGCUUCACACUCUCAUGAAAGAACAACUUGACUUGGGGAGGAAAACUUCGUCAAAGUCAUUUCUAACACUGGAAAGUAUUAACGAGAUGCCUUAUGCUUCAAAGGUAGUGAAGGAAUCCCUAAGGCUGGCCUCAAUCGUGCCUUGGUUCCCAAGACUAGCUCUAGAGGAUUGCGAGAUGGAAGGAUUUAGGAUCAAGAAAGGGUGGAACGUAAAUGUUGAUGCAAAAUCGAUACACCUUGAUCCGACGGUGUACAUCGAUCCCGACAAGUUCAAUCCCUCGAGGUUUGAUGUAAGAAAUCGUUCAUUCACGUUCUUAGCUUUUGGGAUGGGAGGGAGGACAUGUUUGGGGAUGAACAUGGCUAAGGCUAUGAUGCUAGUUUUUCUUCACCGACUCGUCACUACUUACAGGUGGAAGGUGAUCGAUCAAGAUUCGAGCAUUGAAAAAUGGGGGCUCUUCUCAAAGUUAAGAAGCGGAUGUCCGGUGACUGUGACUCGUAUCAACGAAGAUAUAUACUAG
This is a messenger RNA of Fragaria vesca subsp. vesca, 1434 nucleotides long. Its product is annotated as abscisic acid 8'-hydroxylase 1-like. NCBI's taxonomy places the organism in Eukaryota, Viridiplantae, Streptophyta, Magnoliopsida, Rosales, Rosaceae. The record is from RefSeq and is a predicted model, not a curated record. The transcript is spliced from 9 exons. Gene Ontology annotation, molecular function: monooxygenase activity; oxidoreductase activity, acting on paired donors, with incorporation or reduction of molecular oxygen; iron ion binding. The coding region runs from base 40 to 1434 and encodes 464 amino acids. Gene Ontology annotation, biological process: sterol metabolic process; multicellular organism development; brassinosteroid biosynthetic process.